Messenger RNA from Gadus chalcogrammus (walleye pollock), 1843 nucleotides. RefSeq names its product apolipoprotein O, b (gene apoob). Lineage: Eukaryota; Metazoa; Chordata; Actinopteri; Gadiformes; Gadidae. The coding region runs from base 79 to 729 and encodes 216 amino acids. The transcript is spliced from 9 exons. Gene Ontology annotation, cellular component: MICOS complex. The record is from RefSeq and is a predicted model, not a curated record. Gene Ontology annotation, biological process: cristae formation.
GGAGUCUUAUCAGGGGAAGCAAAAUGUCUGCGAGACUGGUAAUGGUUCAAGUUCAUUCACAUUUUAACUAUAAUAACGAUGGCGCUGCCGCUCGCCGGCUCCGGGCUGAUGGGGAUGAUGGUCGGGACUGUGUUCGCUGCCGGGGAAGGGAAGAGUAAAAGCUCAGGGACACUUUUCAGGAUCGAUGAGUUGCCAUCUUUGUAUACUACGCCAGAGCCACAGUCCAGAUUCACUGACCCCGAGCCAGGCCAGCUGGAGCACGGUGUUGCAGCCCUGAGAGAAAUGGUGGAGCCAUACACCAGCCAGCUCCAGAAAACCAGUCUUUCUGCCAGGGGGAAAGUGGAGGAGGUUUAUAAAACAGUGGAGCCCACCGUGAAUGGUACCAUCAGGACAGUCAAAGAUGUAUACCAGUAUCUGAGCGACCCACCCCCUGAGCUCUACCCCAGUGUAGGAGUGGUCGGAUUCUCUGGCUUCCUGGGGCUCUUCCUGGCCAAAGGUUCCAAGGUGAAGCGGCUGGUGUUUCCAGUCAGCUUGAUGGCUUUGACUGCAUCCAUGUUCUAUCCUCAACAGGCUGCUAACCUAUUCAAGGGGAGCAGGGACUCUGUGCUGGGCUGGGGGCGGCAGGGACGGACCACCCUGGAGGAGCUCUGGAAGGAGCCCCCCUUCCUGAAGAAGAAGACGGAGAAGAAGGAGAAGCCAAUUGAGGAGAAGGACGCCCCAUCCAGCUGAGGGGGACAUGCACAAACACAUACACACACACGCGCCAAUAUUGGUGCACACACACAGACACAGACACACACACACACACACCCACACACACGCCUGAUGGAACUGUCCUUAAUUUUAGUGAUUUCAUGUCUCACUCAAACAAGUGUUUGGGAAUGUUAAUAAUAAUAUAUUCGCCAAAUCUUGGCAGGCCGCUUGUGUCCGCCGUAGGAAAAUUAGAGGGACGGUAGCUGUUGCUGAUGUGUCGUUUGUGUUUGAGUUUCUUGGUGAUGUUAUUCCCAUCACUGCCAUGUUGCACUAACCCCCCGCACCCUUUUUUGUCAUGUUUUUGUCAUAUUUUUGCCACUAUUGAUGCAUCACCAUGAGACCGUAUACGGUAGAGGACGGGCCGACUGCCCACACCUCCGCUGGUUGCAUUACGUUGAAUGUAAACUAAGUUAAAGUCUGUGUAAUUAUCUGUUAAUCUAUUAUGAGGACAUAUAUGGCCCUACUACAGCCCCCCCUCCCACUCCCCAAAUACACUGUUGCCAAAUCAUGCAUCCGGUUCUUUACUUUUAUUUAAUGCCGGCCACUCUUCUGUGAUCCAUGGCCAGUACCAAGGCAUGCGUGGGAGGUAUCCUAGUCUACACUAGAGAUUAGUCUCGUUGGAAUACAGCUGACUGAUUGUGCCAACACAAGCAGUGAAGAGUGUAUUUCAGUAAUCCGAUGACGUCUUCUCUUUCUUCUUUUUUCCCGUGAAGCAGGAAGGGGAAAGGUUUAGAUAAACCUUUCUGUAUGGCACGCACGACUUUCUAGCAAUUGUUGAGGUAACUUGAAGGGGGUGAAUAAAGCAAAGCGGGGGAACCACAGCGAAUGCAUGGGAGGAAAUGCAGGCCGCAUAGGUCAGGCUGUUUGCUAUGCGGGUCUGGUCUGCCUCUAGGAGUAAGGCCUGCCCUUCCUUCAGCUGCCUCUCAGCCACAGAGAGCCAGAGCUGAAGGAAAGUUGUAGCUCCACUCACAGAGCAGUCAAUCUGUAUUUUGCUUUCCAGAGCUGGGUGUGUGUGUUCUUUGAGAGAGAGAGAGAGAGAGAGAGAGAGAGAGAGAGAGAGAGAGAGAGAGAGAGAGAGAGAGAGAGAGAG